CCCUCUCCUGUCCUUGGAAUGUGGGUUCUGCUUGCCUUUCUCACUCCCAGAGGAUGAUCCAAGGAGAUCGUUUUGGGAUACUGAGAUGGUGUUGAGGCCACCUUGACGGUAGGGGUGACUGAACCCGGUUAAGACCUCUGUAUAAACUUUUAAGUUGUGGUUGGCGGGUGCAGAGAUCCACUUGUCCUGAUGCUGCCCAAGAUGAAACUCCUGUGUAAGUUCUCCUGCUUAUGAAAACUCCACCUGCCAACAUGGAGUGGCUUCUUCAGUCUCUCCCCGCCCUGUGAGUACAGAGGCCAGUUUCAGAUUUCACCCCAGGAGCUUCUGUGGAGCUUGCAAACCAACAGGGCAUCCCCAGGGGAUGUGGUAGUCGAUAACGCCUGCUCCCGCUCUGCCCCUUUUCCAAACAGGCCACCGUAUUCCACCGCACAUAUGGAUAAAAGAAACGUCUAAUGACAACAUAAUGCGGCGUUUUAACACAGGGCCCUGCGCACUCCUUGAAGCCCUCAGUUGAUCAAGACUCAGGAAGGCAGUUAGAUCUCAGAGUUCCAAGGGUCUGCGACCUAACGGUGAUGGUUCUAGUGAAACCCUCCCACCCUGCCAGGAGACCUCUUCCUCAUCCACAUUACGGCUGAGAAGCCAACCACCCCACUUCCUUGACGACCCACCUGCCCUUGUCCACAUUACCUUUGAUGUGUAUUAGGCAUCCUCUCCUUGUGGUGUAUUUUUGUCCCAACCAGGAGGGGACUCCGAGGAAAGGUCAGUAGUUAAGUCCCAGAGGAGCUCUUCAACAGAUUGCCAGGAGGGAAAGAGCUCAGGACGGUGAAGAGCCCGUGGAGUUUCAGGCUUCGGGAACUCUGGUCAGGGGGCGAACGGAUCUGGGAGCAUCCAGUCCUCCAUUUUGACAUCUGUGUUGUUGGUCAACCCUUGAGAAGCUGCUGAUGUUACGAGAGCUCCUUGAGAGGAGCAACGAGGACGGCAGAGAGCUUGUGGAGGAGAUGACAGAAGCAGUGGUAGGCUCAAACGAGGACCCGGCAGAGGAAACGGAGGACCCGGAACCCCUGGAGCCAGACGACGACGACGGAGGUACUUUCCAACAAGUCACAAACCUCCUCAACAUCAUGGACAGCGGGUCAGCAAAGACGGACGCUGCUGGGGGGACAGGUCCUGACAUGCGGAAGAUGCUGGUCUCGGUGAUAAUCACGGAGAAGGCCACCACGGAGCCCUCCGCGGUGAUCAACGCUCUCAUCCGUUGCCUGCAGGUGCCCGAGAUUUCCACCCAGCGCAAAGUCAACAUUUACAACAUCCUCCAGGAGAUCAUCCAGCAGGAGGGGGAGCUAGAGGAUCAGGGCGUCCAGAGGCUGGUCGCCAUCGCCUCCAAGGAGAUGAGGGAGAGCCUGGAGGUGGAGGGCUACGUGAAAGCAGAGGUGGCCAGCGACACCCUGGUGGCUUUGUCCCGCAACCACUUCAACUUGGUCAUGUAUGAGCUGCAGCACCACCUCAAGCCUCUCAACCUCACGGACGAAUUCGUCAUCGUCACCUUGGCGAAACUGGCCAAUGGCAACGUGUUUGAAUUCAUGCCAUACAUGGGCAUCACCCUGGCCACCAUAUUCACGAUGCUGAGACUCACCAAUGAAGCCAAGAUGUGCCAGGUGAUGUGCAGUGAAGUGUGCCAAUGCCUUCUGGAGGGAGGUGGCCCCGGGAGACCUCGUCCGGCUGCUGCCCCUCGGGGCUCACCGCCCCCACCCUGCUCCGUAGCCAUGGAGACCUUCUGUGAGACGGUCCAGUUUUACCUGCGGCAUCUGGAGGACAGUGUGUAUCCUGUGAUGACGGAAGAUCAGUUUGCCAUGAAGCUGUUCCCGAUGUAUCGCUAUUUCGUGACCGUGUGGCUAAGGAACCACAACCCUGAGGUGAAGCUGGGGGUCAUCAAGUCCCUGAAGCCCAUGCUGACCCUCCUCCUGCCCAACGACGACCUUCGGAAUCAGUUGUACGACUACAUCCCCCUGCUGCUGGCGGAAUACCGGGGUGGCCUGGAGGCCCUGUUCAUCACGCAGGUCUUGAGGCAGAUCCUGGAAACGUCCGUCACCACCAACACCCCCGUCCCCCAAAUGCAACUACACACCAUUUUCACGGAACUGCACGUCCAGGUGUGUUCCAAGGCUCCCGCCCAGCAGCAGUACAGCAGCCAAAACCUGGCGGAGAUCGUACACUGCUUCAUAGCCCUCGCCCGGUCCUACCCCAAGGAGCUGAUGAAAUUCUUCCUUGGUCAGAUGGAGAUGAGCCAAGAGGCCAUCCGCGUGGGGACAUUGACCCUGAUUAGGGCGAUAGUGAACGCAGCUGAGCCCAGAAUGAAUGUCAGGACCAUCUACCUGGCCAUCCGGGUGGUCAAGACCACCCUCUCUGACACCCGCUUCAAGGUAAGGAUGGCUAUUCUCCGCAUCAUCGGCCAGUUGGCUCUGUCUGGCUACCAGGACAGGAUCAAAGGCUGGGGCCUGAAGUACGUGUCUGUGCAGCUGACUCUCUCCACCUACAAACUGACAAAUCGCCGGGAGAGCUUUUAUCAGAGGGACCUGGAGGAGAAGAUGGUCCACAAAGUCACCAUGGACACCGUGCGGAUCAUAACCUCUUCCGUCAGUGGGAUGACCAAUGAGUUCUGGCUGCGGCUCCUGUGCUACAUCAUGGAGACAGAUCACACCGAGGCCUUGACUCCCAUCUGCAUCAGUCUCACAAACCUGGUGGAACGCCAGCCGCGCACCAAGGAUGUGGAGGCCAGUGUGGCCAGCAAGAGCAGGCACGUGGAUCUGCCUGCGCCCCAGAAACUGCUAGCCCGUCUCCUGGUGCUGAUGUCAUCCCCCUACAAGGGGGAGGGCCGUGGGAUAGCCAUGCUCAACCUCCUAAGGACCCUGAGCCAGAGCAUCGCGCCCGCCAUGGCUGACAUGUGGGAGCUGGAGAUCCCUCUGCUGGUCAAGUACCUGGAAGAACAUACUGAGUUUACUUGGAAUCAGAAGACCUGGGAGGACAAGCUAAUUCAGUUUCUGAGAAACUCCCUUAAGAAGACUCGAGGUUCCAACUGGAGCUUGCGUCUGAGCAAAGAGCUGAACAACCAGAUCGAAAGCUUUGACAGCCCCUCCCUGGAGAAGGGCUUUCUGUAUCGGGCCCUGGGUUUCACACUGGCCACAGGCCUGGAGGCCGACAAGGUAGAGACAUUGCUGCUGGAGCUGCUGUACAAGACAGACUAUGGCAACGACUUUGACCGGGAGGGCGUGAUUCUGUGCUUUGGCCUGUGUGCCCGUGGCCAGGUGAAGACAGUGCUGAAUGUGCUCCAUGACUUUGAGGAGAGGAUCCAGGAGUCGGAACAGUCCUGGCAGAUAGGGGCUUGGCGGAAGGACCAUCCCUGGAGGCGGGAGACAGUGAAGGGCGCCCUCAUGGUCAUGUACAGCUGUGUGGCCUCGUACUGCCACCCCCAGAUGCUCCUCACCCACGCGGACACCCCCAUCACCGCUAAGAUCAUUCAUCACUUCUCCAGCAGCUGCCAGGACAUCUGUCUCAAAAUGGCCUUCCUGAAGAGUGUGGUGCAGGUCACCGAUGCCAUCCGGAACAUCAAGGACCUGGAGGACUUUGAAUUUGCCCAAAAGAUGAGCCUCACUGGCAUUAUAAUAGCCACCAUCAAGGCGGAACCCACCGACAGCCUGGUUUCUCCUGUGCGGACCAUGGCGAUAGAGGCCCUCUCGCACCUGAGUCUGAAGCCUUUCUACUCCACAGAGGAAAACAAUGAACUGAUGGAUAUCAGUAUUCACUCUGUCAUUUCUCUUCAACCCCCACUAGAGGACAAUGAGUCCAUUCAGACCCUGUACGCAAAUGCGCUUCAGGCCCUGGAACACCUGAUGGAGGGCCUCAUGCAGAGGCAGCUGGACCCCAAAGGGCUGCAGGAAAUGGUACACCUCCUGGAAAAGUGGAUCUUGUCGGAGAGAGAAGGGGAGCGGGAGAAGGCCAUGAACCUCCAUCUCCGUCUCCUGCAGAUCCACGUGCAGAGCGUCGGUGUCUGCAUCCCCCUGAAGCUGGGGCAGUUUGGCACGCUGGUUGGACUCAUUGCCCCUCGCACCUGUGACUCACACACAAGAACCCGCAUGGCCUCGAUGGAUGUCCUGUCCAGGCUGCUGGAUCUUCAUGCAAGCCAGACCUGCUCUUUGUGGGGCCCUUCCGAGGAAUUGGAGCUUGCAAAAUGUAAGGAGGAUCUCCAGGGCUUGGACAUGGAGGAGAUUUUCAGUGCGUCUUCCAGAAUCGCCAAGGUGGUUUGCAUGCAGUUUAACUGUGACGAGGUGGUCUCGCUCAUCCAGAAGCUUUGUGAGAACAUCGGGGCCAUGGACCUGUGGCAUGACAAGGCCUCCGUCACCUGGAUAGGCACCUUCCUCCAGAGGCGGACCAAGGAGCUGGAGGACAAGGUGGCUGAGAUCCUGGGUGCCCUCUUGGUCCACCUGCCCGUGGCGGACCACCCGGAAGUGCGGCGUCUCCUCGUCGAGGGCAUCCUCCUGCUGGCGCACUACCACCAGGAGACGGUCCUCACAUCGCUCCUGAGGCAGCCCCUGCCCAUGGAGAGCCACCUGACGGAGGUGUGGCUGGCCGUGGCCGAGAACGUGCCCUUUGCCCGGACGAUGCUCCAUGGGCUGAUGGGCCGGCUGCAGGCGAGGUUCACCCCCAGGGCCAAUGCCACCUCCAAAGCUGACAUCUGGCGCCUGGCCGCGGUGGACCCUCUGAUGACCCUGUGCACCAUUCACCUCCUCAUCCAGAAGAUGGAUAUGGACGACAAGGUCCUGGACCUCUUCCCCGACCUCAUCUACACCCUCCUGCUGCAGCUCAGCGGCAGCCAGGGGCCAGAGGCUGUGUCGCCUGUCCUCAAGACGUGGAGACUCGUCCACAUGGGGACCCUGCCCAAGGAGAUCAAUCUGCAGAGGAUCACGAUCAAGUCCAUGAAACUUCUGUUCAGAAGACUCAGCAGCGAGCAGCUGGUUCGCACGCUGGAGGAGCAGGGCGUGUGGAGCCUCCUGCAGACCAGCUCCACGUUCCUGCAAGGCGCGGGCCUGCUGGCCAGGUUCUGCAUGCGGAACAUGGAGGGCUACAGGCAGCGGCUGUCAGAGCUGGUGCUCAGGGGCAUGGACUCGGAUGUCCUCAGCUGUCGCAUCAGCAGCACGGCGGUCUGCGUGGAAUUCAUGAGCGACCCAGUUCUGUACCAGGAGAAGCUGCUGAAGCCCACGGUGUUGAUGCUGGAGAAGGGCGUGGACCAGGAGGACGAGGCCUUGAGGGUGCUCUCCCUGCGUGCCCUGGGCAACAUGGCCCUGGGUGCCCCCAAGAAGGUGAGGCAGUACCGGAAGCUGUUACUGGAGAAGUGCCUGGGCUCCCUGCGGGAGCCCGUGGUCACCAGCGUGACCUCCGAGGGCAUGGAGGCCCUGGCCAAGAUCCUGGCUGAGCUCCGGGAGGGCGACGUGGGGUCCUCGUUCGGCAUCAUCUCCGAGCGGUGCAGGGCCUUCUUCGACAACGAGAGUGAGCUGCUGCGUUUAAAAGCCUUCGUCCUGUUUGGGAAGCUGGCAAAGCUGGUCAGGAUCUCCAAGAAACACUUCUUCAAGGAGGAAGUGAAAAAAGCCUGGAUUCCCCUCAUGCUGCACUGCCAGGACCCCUGCUCCGAGGCAGCCCAGGCCUGCAUGACCACCAUGUUUCAGUGUGUGCACUUCUGGGGCUGGAAGGCCCUGGAGAACAGCCCGGGCCGAAGUAACACCAGUGCGGCCGAGAUGACUGUUUUCCAGAUGAUGCUGUGCUCCAUCCCGACUCAGAAAAAGCCUGCUGUUCUCUAUAGCUUCUUGCUAGAAACAAUGACCUACGUUAAUAGUAACUUGCCAAGGAUCAGAAUUGCUGCGUGCGACCUGGCAGGAAUUAUUAUGCAGCAGAUGCCUGCGCAUCACCUGAAGAAACUGGACUUUCCGGCACUACGGAAUUCUCUCCAGGAGCUGCAGUUGGACUUGGAUCCUGGGGUCCGGAGGGCAGCCCUGGAGACCCUCAAAGUCUUGGAUACUUGCUGUCAGCACCAGCUUUUGGCUUCUCCCGAAGGAAUUUGCUAGAUGGUCCGAACGUAAAGCGCAGGCUGCCUCUUCAGAGUGCCCAACCACAGCCGUGCAAGCCUCUUUUUAAUUUAGUUUGUACGAAAAGCAUCGUUCUAAAAUAA
Felis catus (domestic cat) is the source of this 6214-nucleotide messenger RNA. RefSeq names its product maestro heat like repeat family member 2A (gene MROH2A). The transcript has 42 exons. The record is from RefSeq and is a predicted model, not a curated record. NCBI's taxonomy places the organism in Eukaryota, Metazoa, Chordata, Mammalia, Carnivora, Felidae. Gene Ontology annotation, cellular component: cytoplasm. The coding region runs from base 942 to 6110 and encodes 1722 amino acids.